Molecule: messenger RNA, 804 nt
Organism: Ctenocephalides felis (cat flea)
Lineage: Eukaryota; Metazoa; Arthropoda; Insecta; Siphonaptera; Pulicidae
Exons: 5
Coding region: 1-798 (265 amino acids)
Source: RefSeq, a predicted model, not a curated record
AUGAUAAAUAACUGUGUGCUGGGCAACAGUUUAUCAUGCUCUGAUGAGCUAGAGGCAAAAUGUCUGAGGACUACUUCUUCAUUAAAAAAAGCGAAGAAGUAUGUAAAGAAGGCUGAAAUUAAUUCAGCCAUAGAAUCAGAUAUACCUCCAACCCAUGCCACAGAAAUCGAGAAAGUUUCCAACAAAGAUAAGGCUGAGAAGUCAUUGGAGCAUCUAGGCAACAUAUCUAUGAGGUUCGAAAAUUUAGUGCUUGAUCUGCAAGAAAUCAAGAAGAAUCAGGCAGAAAUUUUGGUAUUUACAGCUUCUCACAGAGAAGCAAAAAAUCAUAUUGUCCUGCCUAAUGUUAGAACAUUUGUGUUUCCUUUGGAAAGUACAGAUGAUAUAAUAAAAAUGGAAACAAACUUAACAGAGGAGGGUUUUGCUUCUGAUUUGGUAGUUCAUUUGGCUAUGGUUGGCCAGACUACAUUAAAUGGAACAAUAACAGCUGUGAUGAAAAAAGUUUUUUCAAGAACUCUGGCGGUGCAAUAUUCAGCCAGAGGACGGAAAAACAAGUUAAACUUCUCGGCUUUAAAAUUAUGUGAUGUUGUUGUCAAGGCCAUAAGAGUUAAUUUUCCGAAAGGGACACAACUUGAUAUUAUGAAACGCAUAAGUGUCGUUUUAGCACAGUCUGGAGACUGGAACGGAGGGAAGAAGCAAAGAAAUAUAAAAUAUCCCACUGAAUUAGAUUAUAUUCAGCUAAUUCAGAAUGAGGAUAUAAUCAUUUCAAUGGAUCCUGAUUUAUUAACUGAAGAUCAAUAACAAGCA